Messenger RNA from Ricinus communis (castor bean), 2327 nucleotides. RefSeq names its product ras-associated and pleckstrin homology domains-containing protein 1. The record is from RefSeq and is a predicted model, not a curated record. The transcript has a single exon. The coding region runs from base 352 to 2013 and encodes 553 amino acids. Lineage: Eukaryota; Viridiplantae; Streptophyta; Magnoliopsida; Malpighiales; Euphorbiaceae.
UUGCCAUGUUUUCGCUGUCAUUCCUAGUGACAAGCAACAUGUUACCUAUGCAACUGUUUUUCCUUUUCCUUUCCUUUAGAUAAUAUAAACUUUCUUUUUGAAUAAAUUAUUCACAUAUCAAAAACAAACCAAACCCACACAUUAAAGUAUAAAUAAUCAUCACAUCACUCUUCAUUUCCACCUUCAUGACUAAACCUCUAUAUUGUAUGUCAAUUUUAUAAGCAAGGAAAGCAUACAGAAGACAUUAGCCCACAUAAUAAACUUAAAAAGCAUACCUAAAGUUGUCCAAGAAAAGCUCUACCCACCUCAAAAGGUAAACCAAAAACACCAUAACCAAACCCUCCAAUAAUAAUGGAAGAAGAAGAAGAUGUGCCACCAUUCUGGCUUCAGGCCACGGAUCAGCACCACCGCGGCCGCCGCCUUCGGAGACAAGCGUCAUCUAUCUUUCUUAAUUCGGGUGUCAUUCUUAUAAUGUUAUUAGUCAUAGCUUUUGUUUUUGUUUUCGUUGUAGUCCCUUCAGUAGUUACUUUCACUUCUCAAGUUUUUAAACCGAACUUGAUCAAGAAAGGCUGGGAUUCACUUAAUUUUGUUUUGGUACUGUUUGCCAUUGUAUGUGGAUUUCUUGGUAGAAACAGCCCUAACACCAGUAAUGAAAGCAGUACAAGUUAUCAGAGACUAUCAUCAUCAUCAUCAGCUUCUUCAUCAAAUGUACAGCAGGAUGUUCAGAGAUCCUAUCCGUCAACUCCUGCUUAUAGAUGGUAUGAUGAUGGUCAGUAUCAGGAUCGGACGGCUAGUUACAAUACCUUUAACAGGCUGAGAAGUUUCAGGUCAUACCCAGAUCUACGGCAAGAAUCUUUGUGGUCAAACAAUGAUGAACGAUGGAGAUUUUAUGAUGAUACCCGUGUUAAUGGCUAUAAGUUUUCAAGUCCAUUACAUCAAGAUGAGCUUCAAGAUGAUCAUCCUCCACAACAGCAGCAGCAGGAACAAGAUCAAGAACCUAGAAAGCAAGAUCAAGAACAAGAACAAGAUGUGAGCACUAAAGAUAUAGCGGUUGAUACUUUUGUCAUACAUAAAGAGGAAGUUGUGCAGACGCCGCCGCCGCCGAUGCCGCCGGCACCAGUAUCACCUCCAAGGCUGCCAACAAGGAGUACUGUGAAAAGAAGGGCGAAAAGAACUUAUCAUGAUCUUGGAGAACAUGAAAAGAGAAGAGAAAAUAAGAAUUUGGAAGUGAAGACCAUAAAUAUACCGCCGCCGCCUCCACCACCCCAACUCAUUUCCAGCAAGAGUGAUAAAAGAAGAGGUAAAGAUUUAUUAAUCUCAUUAAGAAGAAAGAGAAAGAAGCAAAGACAAAAGAGUGUUGAAAAUCUUGAAAGCUUAUUCAACCCUGAACCUUUACCAUCUAUAAUACCACCACCGCCACCCCCUCCGCCACCUCCGCCACCACAUUUCUUUCAAAACCUUUUCUCAUCUAAGAAAGGCAAAACCAAGAAAGAUCACUCUCACUCAGUUCCACAGCCGCAACCUCCUUCUCGCACCCAUCGGUCAAGAACCACCGUCCAAGAAGCAACAAUAGAAGCCUAUAAACCACUAAAAGCGGUUAAAACAGGUAAUUUCAGCAGCGUCGAAGAGAAUGUAGAACGUGGCAAUGCCUCGCCCUUAAUACCAAUACCACCACCACCUCCGCCGCCGCCGCCGCCACCGUUUAAAAUGAAGCCAUGGAAGUUCAUAAGUGAUGGUGACUAUGUUAGAGUAGCAAGUUUUAACAGUUCAAGAAGUGGGUCACCUGAUAUAGACAGUGAAGAUCCAUCAGAUAAAGAAUCAAGUCCAAUGGCAAGAAAUAAGGAGGGUGAUUCAGCAAUGCCAUCAUUCUGUCCAAGUCCUGAUGUUAAUACCAAAGCUGAAAACUUCAUUGCAAGAUUCAGAGCUGGUUUAAAGUUGGAGAAGAUCAAUUCUGUGAAAGGAAGAUCAAAUCUUGGUCCAGGUCCUGAUAGAGUUGAAGAAGGCCCAAGUUAAUUAAUCUCUUUUAUUCUUCUUGAAAUUUUAUUUGUUUAUUUAUUUGAUUUUUGGUGAGGAUAUGUUGAUUGGAAUUGAGUUGAUUUUAACACACAGAUGAAAUUAAAUUAAAAUAUUAUAGAUUUAGGAAUAUGAAGGGAGUGUUUGAUAAUCUUUGUUCAUAUAAGUUAUCAAAAGUGCACGAACUUUAGUUUGAUUCGAUCUCUUAAAGGGGUUAGGUGGAAGAAUAGUGGAUUCCUUCGAAAUUAUCGGUUGUAGUUUUCAAGCUGUGAUUUUGAUGUGUACAGAUGUAAAUGGCAAAGAGACUUUUUCUA